CUACCACCUUGGGAAGAACCUGGGCGACGGCAGCAACGCCGGCAAUUGUAUCUCAAACCCACAGCUCCUGGCUGAGCGACGGAAGCGCCCAGGGUUUGCUGGGGGGAGUGAGGCGCUUCGUCCCUCCCCUCUGUGGCGGCGGGUGCAGCCUGUACCCCCCGCCUGGGUGGGUUGCUGCGGGGGGGUCUCCCCCCCGGUGUCGCUCUCCGCUGGUGGAUGCCGCAGACCCCGCCGGAGCCCGAGAGGACGCGCUGGUUUCUGAAGAGCUGAGUGGCUUGCCAUGGGGAACCAUGUAGGAAAACGAGAUCAGAGCGCUGAGAAGCCUAUUAAGGAGACAAAAGUGGAGGAAGUGGAGGAAGCUGAAAAUAAAGCAAGCCCUAAAUCAACCAGACUAAUCAGACAACCCUCAGAAGAUAAUGAAGUGUUUGGAGAGGCAGAUGUGAACCAGAACAAUGGGACCUCCACUAAGAGCACAGCGGUGACAGACUCCAAGGGCACAGCAGACUCAAAGAAUGCCUGGAAGGAGGCCAACCCAGCUGACACGGUUGGUCGCCCCCACUUGAUCCGCCUCUUUUCCCGAGAUGCCCCAGGAAGGGAGGACAACACCUUCAAAGAUCGGCCUUCAGAGUCAGACGAGCUACAGACCAUUCAAGAGGACAGUGCUGCAACUUCAGAGAACUCGGAUUUGAUGGCUUCACAGAAACGCUCCUCUUUCCGGCACGGAUCAAAAAUGGCAACUGCAAGCACCAUAGACCAUGCUAGACAUGGAUCUCCAAGGCACAGAGACUCGGGUCUACUUGACUCGCUGGGCAGAUUCUUUGGAGGUGAAAAACAAGUUCCCAGGAGGGGCUCGGGCAAGGACAUACAUGCAGCCAGAGCUAGCCAUGUAGGUUCCAUGCCCCAAAGGUCUCAGCACGGGCGGCCUGGUGAUGACAACCCAGUAGUCCAUUUCUUCAAGAACAUCGUGUCACCUAGGACACCACCCCCAGUGCAGGCAAAGGGGAGAGGAUUAUCCCUCGCCAGAUUUAGCUGGGGAGGUGAAGGACACAAGCCAGGGUAUGGAGGAAGUGGCAAAUUCUCCGAGCAUAAAUCUGCUUAUAAGGGACAUAAGGGAUCAUACCAUGAUGGCCAGGGCACUCUUUCCAAAAUCUUUAAACUGGGAGGAUCUGGUUCCCGACCUGGAUCACGGUCUGGUUCUCCAGUUGCUAGACGCUGAAGUUCUAAGACGUCAUUCAAGGACCAUGUACUCUGCUUCAUAAGAUAACUACCUAAAAUUUUAAUAAUAAUUGCAAGAAUUACAUAGAUAGAAACAAUCUGUUACUUAAUGUCAUUUGAGUUGUGCAUGCAUUAGGAUUAUAUAAACUUCUAUUGGCAAUCCCUGACCAACAGUUGAAUGAAAGAAACAUACAAAGUAGCUUUAUUUGCUAUCUUCAUUUUUUAAGUAAAAUAGCAAGAUCCCCCACUUUAUUCAUUCUUCUUCAGGAUGUCCCAACUGCAUGUUAGAUUUUAUUUAUUUUUUCUCCAAGCCCCACAAGUCUUCUGAUUUUUUUCACUGAACACCACAAUUGCAAAUAUCAGGAGGGGUAGCCGUGUUAGUCUGGACCUGUAAAAGCAGCAAA
Gopherus flavomarginatus (Mexican gopher tortoise) is the source of this 1619-nucleotide messenger RNA. RefSeq names its product myelin basic protein (gene MBP). Bases 281 to 1216 code for a protein of 311 amino acids. The record is from RefSeq and is a predicted model, not a curated record. Gene Ontology annotation, biological process: myelination. The transcript is spliced from 9 exons. Lineage: Eukaryota; Metazoa; Chordata; Testudines; Testudinidae. Gene Ontology annotation, molecular function: structural constituent of myelin sheath. Gene Ontology annotation, cellular component: internode region of axon; neuronal cell body; cell periphery.